This is a messenger RNA of Hylaeus volcanicus, 3549 nucleotides long. Its product is annotated as dual specificity calcium/calmodulin-dependent 3',5'-cyclic nucleotide phosphodiesterase 1-like. Bases 1 to 1839 code for a protein of 612 amino acids. Lineage: Eukaryota; Metazoa; Arthropoda; Insecta; Hymenoptera; Colletidae. The transcript is spliced from 11 exons. Gene Ontology annotation, molecular function: 3',5'-cyclic-AMP phosphodiesterase activity. The record is from RefSeq and is a predicted model, not a curated record. Gene Ontology annotation, biological process: signal transduction.
AUGCAAAAGGGGGAAGAUGAACAAGGCACGUUAACGAUAGUACGCCGAAGUUCCGGCAAGAAUAGAAGUAUCGGCGAAAGUUUCGAAAGUUCACCGCCGCCACACAGCCCCGACACUCUUUCAUCGAGCCAGUCCGUGGAUCUCGACGAAAUUCUCGAUAAUAUCGACUUGACGACAGACUCGCUCCCUGCCGUUGACACCCCCGAUGCCUGCGACAAAGCUGCUCUCAGAUUGAGAUGUUUGCUGAGGCAGCUUCAACAUGGCGAAAUAUCGGCAGAAUUGCUCCAACGAAACUUGCACUACGCGGCACGCGUUCUCGAAGCCGUUUUCCUCGACGAAACCAAGGUGAAUUCAGGCGGGGUUGAGUGCUCUCGGUCAUCGCGUAGGGGUGCGGGCCUGUCAUCUGCAUCCCUCGGAAGCGCCUUGGACUCGGACGGACCACAGGGCCACGCGGUGGUAACCCAGAAACGGAAGCUUCGCACCCCCGUAUGGGCAAGACGGCUGGCAGACGAGGACGACGAACUGUCGGAGGUUCAGCCAGACGCCGUGCCACCGGAAGUACGCGAAUGGCUCGCCUCGACCUUCACCAGACAGCUAGCCACCACCAGGCGGAAGGCGGACGAGAAACCCAAAUUCCGAUCGGUCGCCCACGCGAUCAGGGCGGGGAUUUUCGUCGAUCGGAUCUACAGGCGGGUCACCAACACCGCGCUCAUGCAGUUCCCCCAGGAAGUGGUCAAAGUACUCAAGACACUGGACGACUGGUCCUUCGACGUGUUCUCGUUAAGCGAGGCCGCGAUGGGAACCCCCGUCAAGUACCUGGGCUACGAUCUGCUCAACCGAUACGGGAUGAUCCACAAAUUCAAGGUGCCCCCCGCAGUGUUGGAGUGCUUUUUGGGGAGGGUCGAGGAGGGUUACUGCAGGCAUCGUAACCCGUACCACAACAAUUUGCAUGCGGCUGACGUCGCGCAGACCAUGCACUACAUUCUCUGUCAAACGGGACUCAUGAAUUGGCUGACCGAUCUGGAGAUUUUCGCCACCCUCGUGGCGGCGAUUAUUCAUGAUUACGAGCACACUGGGACCACAAACAAUUUCCACGUAAUGUCCGGUAGCGAUACGGCGCUUCUCUACAACGACCGGGCAGUUCUGGAAAAUCACCACAUCUCCGCGAGCUUCCGAAUAUUGAGAGAGGACGAGUGCAACAUACUGCAAAACCUUUCGAGGGAGGAGUUCCGAGAAUUCCGUUCCCUGGUCAUCGAUAUGGUCCUCGCGACCGAUAUGAGCUUUCAUUUCCAACAAUUGAAGAACAUGAAGAACAUCCUGAGCCUGGCGGAGCCUAGCGUCGACAAAAGCAAGGCUGUCAGUCUCGUCCUCCAUUGCUGCGACAUCUCGCACCCAGCCAAAAGAUGGGACCUUCAUCACAGAUGGACGAUGCAGCUUCUGGAAGAGUUCUUCCGGCAGGGAGACAAAGAAAGGGCCAUGGGAUUGCCAUUUUCCCCCCUGUGCGAUCGUAACAAUACCCUGGUGGCUGAAUCCCAAAUAGGGUUCAUAGAGUUUAUCGUCGAGCCCAGCAUGCAGGUGUGCAGCGACAUGUUGGAGACGGUCCUCACCCCGUUGAACACCAAGGAGAGCGUGGACGAGUCCAACAACGGUUCGAACCCGGAGGCUAGGAGGUUUAAGAUUGGAAAGCCAUGGAUUCCUUGCCUCGCGGAGAACAAGAGCAUUUGGAAGGAGCAGGCUGUUCGAGAUGCUGAGGCGAGGGCACAAAAGGAGCAAGAGCAGAAGGCGAGCGACAGCCGCGAGGACGGCGACACAGUGCAACAAGCUGCGCCCGAGGAAUGAAAGAUCCGACGAGCCGUCUUGUUUCUCAAGAGAAUAUGUAAUUUUAGGCUACGAGGAGGCUCAUGAACGUUUUAGAAGUGGUCGCAGUGAUACGGGUAAACGCGUCGCGACUACAGCGAUUCCUCUCGUCGCCCCGAGCGAAAGUCAAAGGUCAGGCUUAACGUUAAGACCACCUCCACCGACUUAUUUGUAUCGUUUGUUUACCACGGCUAUCUGUUCCAUCGUCCGACGUUCCAUUGAUCUAGCAUUUCGACGGGUGUCUGAAUAUCGAGAAUGGUGGUCGCGCAGAGGCGGGCAAAAUUUUAAUCGAAUAACGCGAGUGGCGAAUGGAAACAACGUGGAGCUAUUUAUUUACCUUCUGGAAUGUAACAGAGUGGCUAGCUCGACACUAGAGCAAUUUCUGAAGAGAAUAUACAUAUUCUAGAGUAAAGAGAAAGUAUAGACAAUGGUAUUAUUGAUGGUAUUUGUUUUUUACUCGACCAAACAAUUACUCAGAUGGCCUUCCACUCGUUUCAUGUGAAACUUUAUUUUAUAGUUGAGAUUUUAAUAACCACCGAAACGAUGAAUCUCUAUCUUCCAUUCGUCAUUCGAAAUUUUCGUGUAGACUCAAACUUUGCCCAUUUCUGAACAAUUACCACAGACUUGUUCCAAUCCAGUCUCCGCGGUCGUAUUUGCGAAUUGUACAUACAAGCUUUACAUGAUUUUCUUAUUCUACGUUCUCGAAGAUAUAUUGCGUUAAUUUAUAACAAGCUGCGAAAUGAACGCCUCGACCGUGAAGUCCGAGUUAAGUCGUGGACUAACGCGGAAAUUACACGUGCAUAAAUUCCGAUAUAGCGAAAAAAUGAUACCACGAUAUUUUGUGAAUCUUUUUAAAUACGCAUUCGUCGUGUUGGUCGCAGACUGAUUACAAGGCCACGCGCUACUUUACGUUCGAUAAAAGCUGCGUACUCUUCGAGGGCCACAAAAUAAUUGAGCUCGUCUCUAUAUCGCUUUGAUUUAUCAAAAAUUAUGGUAAACUGCAAAGGCAGAAACGAAAAAACGAUAAAUUAAUUCACCAAGAAUGUAAACACACACCUCUGUGUUCACAAUAGAGAAUCGAGGUCGGCUCGGAGGAGAAUCUCAAGGCGUUCAUUUCCCAGUUGAUAUUUCCCUGGUCGUGCAACCGAUUACGCGUGAAUUAAUUACUAUGAAAACGUAGAAGUAGCACGUCUCCCAAGGUAAACGUAGCCUAAAGUUACCACGCUGCGAUAGGCAGCAAGAAUCGAGCACACGUAAGCGAAAGAAAGUCGUAAACGUACUUAGAGCACAAUUCUCCAUUGGCGAUUAUGUGGUAGCGAGUGAAAGAACACUAUGUUAACGUCGAGGGUGAUUCCCAUGGCGUUCCGAUCAUCGGCAACGCUGUCUUUCUCCGUACCUGUUUUUUCUUACAAUUAGUCUAUAAUUACGAGCAUACGUUUUUUCAUAGGAACGAAGACUUUCAUCUUGAGAAAGAGUACGCACCGAGUUCGAUCAAAUUCGCGAUGAUCGACACCGACUGGCGACGUUACUUUACCAAUCUCAUUGCAUAUACAUCGUCAUCGUGAUUUUCUGUUUCCUAAAUUAUGUAGCCUCGUGAAGUUGACACCCCCAAAUGCAAAUUUGGAUCAAAAACAAAUUGCAUUCGUUUGUCCACGAUUUGUCCACGUUUGUCCAACCACAAUUUUCAUUCGU